Molecule: messenger RNA, 355 nt
Organism: Cicer arietinum (chickpea)
Lineage: Eukaryota; Viridiplantae; Streptophyta; Magnoliopsida; Fabales; Fabaceae
Source: RefSeq, a predicted model, not a curated record
AUGGAUUUACAUGCCAUGGAUAAAUGUCAUAGAAUCGGUCAAACAAAGCCUGUUCAUGUUUACAUGCUCGCAACUGCUCAAUCAGUAGAGGGUCGAAUGUUAAAAAGAGCUUUCAGCAAGUUGAAGCUUGAGCAUGUGGUGAUAGAGAAAGGACAGUUUCAUCAAGAGCGUACAAAGCCUGCCAUUGUGGAUGAGAUGGAGGUUUGUAUGGUAGCAGUAGCAUGCUAACGAUUUCUAAAUUUUUCUGUUCUAUCGUCUUGUGUAUAAAUAGAUUUGUUGUCAAUCUGCUCCAUUAUUCCAAUGAUUUUGAAAGUGUGGUUUUGGUUGACAACUCAGUAUUUCUAUGGCCAAUUUU